AUGCCACACUCAACAGAUCUGGUCGAAGAUGAUCAGGAAUGGGACUUCGUCAGCGGUGUGGAGGAAUUGUCGCUCUCUGAGAAGCAAAUGUCAGUCCACGUUUCCGUACCAUAUUUGAUCAGCCUUAAUAACACAGAAUCUGGUAGCUUGGUGCCUGCGACACAUUACAUGAUGAAGAUCGGUAACUACACCCGCGAAAUCACGCGUCAUGACAUUGAGGACAGAAAUCCCGAUUUCGUCGACCAUUUUGAUGAGGAGCUCCGCUUCAAGCACAACCACUGGCCCGAAAGUACCAAGAGGAUCAUCAUAGGCCACAUCCUCUAUAGAGAUGUCUUGAAAGAGCUGAAAGCAAGAGACCCUCAGAAGAGACGUCUACUGCACUUCAUCUCUCUCCUCAAGUUCCGGGAACAUGCUGGCCGCAUCAAGGCCAAGGAUCUGAGAUUGGCGGCUGAGACGGAGCUUGCCCAUGCCGCAAAUGAUGUACCCUUCGCUGACAUCCUACGAUACAUUGUCAAGAGACCGGAAUGGUGUGCUUUCGACAAAGACGACUCGCUUCUCAUGCUUCUUGUCCAACGACUCAACGCGUGGAGUGUCAAGAUCCCUGUUGAGGAGAUACCGCAAAUCAUAAUGGACUGGCCUGGCGAGGACGUCGCGAACCCGGCAAAUGUCAUCCUGAAGAUUGCCAUUCAGCUCAAGCUUGAGCUUCAGCUCGAAGUCUUCAGUGGUGCCACGGAGUGGCCGUCAAUUGCUCGUUCGGUGAAUUUAGGAGCUUUGCUGGAUAGCCAUCUAUCGUAUCCCACCACAGAGUAA
Messenger RNA from Fusarium sp. VM40, 810 nucleotides. The record is from the annotation of a GenBank genome assembly. NCBI's taxonomy places the organism in Eukaryota, Fungi, Ascomycota, Sordariomycetes, Hypocreales, Nectriaceae.